Trichoderma virens Gv29-8 is the source of this 1180-nucleotide messenger RNA. RefSeq lists its product as uncharacterized. The record is from RefSeq and is a predicted model, not a curated record. Gene Ontology annotation, biological process: transcription by RNA polymerase II. Bases 367 to 1026 code for a protein of 219 amino acids. The transcript is spliced from 3 exons. NCBI's taxonomy places the organism in Eukaryota, Fungi, Ascomycota, Sordariomycetes, Hypocreales, Hypocreaceae. Gene Ontology annotation, cellular component: nucleus. Gene Ontology annotation, molecular function: transcription coactivator activity.
CAAAGCAAAAUUCGCAGAGUCAAGCUCCCAGGACAGGCAUCCAGACCAACUCUUGGGCGAGCGUCAAGGCGGGAUCCGAAGCCAGGAACAGAGCCAGGGUGAAACCUGGUACCAGGACGAGAAAAAAAAAGAAAGAAUAGGCUUCCGGGCAAGCACCGGACGAGAUCGCCGCCGUCGCAAGCUGGUUUGGUUUAGUCCAGACAGGUGGCGCCGCGGAAGACGACGAGACGUGCUUUGUACAGCAAUCAAACUGCAGCCAGACGCACACCUGUCCAUCGGCAGACGAAUCCACGAUAACGCCGCCGACCAGGAGCUGCGAGACCCCGACCCGUCUCAGGAUAGGAACGAGAACAUCGAAGCGUCAUAAUGGCGGGCAAGAAGGGGCAAGACAACAGCAAAAAGGCCGCGGGUAACGCGCGCAAGGCGGAAAGCGCCGCGAAGAAGAGUGCAGCUGCAGACGCCGAGCGUGAGACGGCGGAGGGCGAGAAGUGGCAGCAAGGAGCCAAGAAUAACUCUAAAAAGGAAGCAGAAGCCGCUAAGAAGGCCGAGGCCGCGCAAAAGAAGGCUGAAAAGGAGGCUUUGAUGAAGGAGGAGGAAGCUAGUCUAAAUGCCCGUGCAGAGCCCAAGAAAUCUAAGACGGCUGUCAAGAAAUCUCGGGGUCUGGACCUCUCGCAGCUGGAUGACGACAAACUUGGCGCUAUUAGUGCCUCGGGUAUCGACAACGCGCUCGAUGCCCUCUCCCUUACGGCUGGUGGGGACGAUUCUAAGAUUGACCAACACCCGGAGAGGCGAUUCGCUGCCGCAUAUCACCGAUACGAGGAGCGAAGGCUCGCCGAGAUGAAGGCGGACGGCAGUGGCACUGGGCUUCGACUGGAGCAACGCAAGCAGAGGAUUAGAAAGGAAUUCGACAAGAGCCCCGAAAACCCUUUCAACCAGGUUACUGCUUCAUACAACGCCUCUCGGGACGACAUCAAGGACAUCAAAGCCCAAGAACUUGGCAAGAUCGAGAAGAGACUGGGCCACUAGAGACUGUUAUGAUGUAACUGGAGCUCACAUGAAAAAGUUUACGACAUUCACCCGGUUGGUUAUACUGCCUUGUAUAGAAUAGGUUUGCAAAAAGUUGAUCGGAUAUCGGAGACCAAAAAGGCCUGAGAAACAAGCCCAAUUGAUUAUAUUCCGC